Messenger RNA from Colossoma macropomum (tambaqui), 879 nucleotides. Its product is annotated as putative proline-rich protein 21. The record is from RefSeq and is a predicted model, not a curated record. Lineage: Eukaryota; Metazoa; Chordata; Actinopteri; Characiformes; Serrasalmidae. Bases 1 to 879 code for a protein of 292 amino acids. The transcript has a single exon.
AUGGCGCUUCACUCACCAGUGCCGGGGCUCGGUUUCGUGAUGGUGCCAAUGCCCUACACCCUACACCCUACUCCCUACUCCAUACACCCUACUCCCUACACCCUACACCCUACUCCCUACACCCUACACCCGAUUCCCUUCUCCCUACUCCCUACUCCAUACUCCCGAUUCCCUACUCCAUACUCCCGAUUCCCUACUCCAUACUCCCUACACCCUACUCCCUACAACCGAUUCCCUACCCCGUACUCCCGAUUCCCUACUCCCUACACCCUACUCCCUACUCCCGAUUCCCUACUCCAUACUCCCGAUUCCCUACUCCGUACUCCCGAUUCCCUACUCCCGAUUCCCUACUCCCUACUCCCGAUUCCCUACUCCCUACUCCCGAUUCCCUACUCCCUACUCCCUAUCCCCUACUCCCGAUUCGCUACUCCCUACUCCCUAUUCCCUACACCCUACUCCCGAUUCCCUACUCCCUACUCCCGAUUCCCUACUACCUACUCCCUACUCCCGAUUCCCUACUACCUAUUCCCUACACCCUACUCCCUAUUCCUUACACCCUACUCCCGAUUUCCUACUCCCUAUUCCGUACUCCCUACUCCUGAUUCCCUACUCCCUAUUCCCUACACCCGAUUCCCUACUCCAUACACCCUACUCCCUAUUCCCUACUCCCUACUCCUGAUUCCCUACUCCCUACACCCUACUCCCUGCACCCUACUCCCUAUUCUCUACACCCUACUCCCGAUUCCCUAUUCCCUACUCCCUACUCCCGAUUCCCUACUCCCGACGGCCUACUGCCUACUCCCUACUCCCGAUUCCCUACUCCCUACUCCCUAUUCCCUAAUCCCUAAACCCUCCCCUGGGAACUGUGAAAGCAAGUAA